Molecule: messenger RNA, 4111 nt
Organism: Episyrphus balteatus (marmalade hoverfly)
Lineage: Eukaryota; Metazoa; Arthropoda; Insecta; Diptera; Syrphidae
Gene: INPP5E
Product: inositol polyphosphate 5-phosphatase E
Exons: 6
Coding region: 1372-3501 (709 amino acids)
Biological process (GO): phosphatidylinositol dephosphorylation
Molecular function (GO): phosphatase activity
Source: RefSeq, a predicted model, not a curated record
AAUUUCCUCGUGCCAGUCAAGUAGAACCCGUGGAAAAGCCAAAGAGAUUGUUGUUGUGUUCUUUCGUCCGUCGUCGUUUUUUACCUUGUCGAUUUUUGAUUCGAUUCGUCGUUCGUCGAUUUGAGUAGACGCAAAGUGCUUCUAAAUUUUGUGUCAUUUGUCGUGCGAAUUUCUCUAACCCGUGAGUUCUAUGAAUUCUGUGUGUUGAAUGUUUAUCAUCAUCAAAAUCAUACAUUCGAUUUGAAUGGCUAGCUAAUUAUAAAUAAUUUCAUUCAAUUGAAACAAAAGGCAACAAGAAAAAAGUUCACACACUCAUCAGCACAGCGAGACGGGACAACAACGACGACAAAUUUUUUUUUGUAUUUAAACCUCGGAAAUCACCGCAUCACAUCACAAUAAUAUCAUUACAUAAACCGUCUAAUGGCAAAGAGGGGCUAAACGACGACGAAACAAAUUUUGAAAAUCCCAAGACACGAUGACGAUGUGAAUAAUAAUAAAAAAAAAAAAAACAAAAGAAGACAAAUUCUCUCAUAUAAAAAUAGAAACACAAUCAAAUCAAGACGAGAAGAAGAAGAAAAAAAUAAGUUCAGGAACUACCCAUAAAUCAGGUAACCCAACAAAAACCACACAAACCAACGUUAAACGAAACAAAAGCAACAAGGACACGUCUCUUGCUCAAUCCUUUCUCUCGCGCUCAGCAGCAACCAGCAACACCAACAGGAGACGAAAAGAUGCCUCCAAGAUGCUAAAAAUCAAUAACAACUCACAACAACUCGCCCACACCAACAUCAGCUCAAAAUGAAGACGAAAAUGUUGCACCAUCAAGGUCUCUUUGAUUUGGGCUAAAUCUCCUAAAAGAAGACCAAAGAACGAAUAGAAUAGAAUCAACACAAUCCGACAAAAAAAGUCAAGUUCGAGGAACGACCAAAUCAACCAAACCGACAGAGUUUGUGUGUUGUUUGUUCUCUCUGCGUGUUGUUGCCUUCCUUCCUUCCGUGUGUGGUGUUGUUCUGUUUCGGUUGAAGGUUGCAUAGAAACGCUUUGCUUCUAUUUGUUGUUGUUGUUUUUUCGGUGUAUUCAAAAGUUGAACGUAGAUACACGGCACACCUCUUCUUCUCUCGUAGAUCUUAGAUUUUUAUUUUCUUCUCUAGUCAACAAAUCUCGUGAUAUUUACUCUCAUUAGCGUAUAAUUAUUCUACUCGUUGCCGCCGCUGUCUGAAACGACGACGACGACUACGUUGACAUCGACGACGACGACUCGACGUCGCUCGCUCAAUAGGAGCCAGCAACAACACAGUCACACACUAUCACAGCAAUCAGCUGUAGCUUAUUUAGAUUGACUACUGUGUUGUAUUUAAUUUGUUGUUAGUAAUGGAUCGUGUUAGCAGUGAUGAACGUAUCACUGCUAGCCCCAAAUCCAGCAGCAAAGGCAGCAGCAAUAUAUUCAGUGGAUUAUGGCCAAAGCGUUCGACCAAAGUCGAACCGCAUCCGGUGUUGGAGAAGCGUGAUACUAACCAUUUGAGUGCACCCAAUUCCGCCGCUGCCAAUACUGUGCCACAUGAUGUGUCCUUUGCCAAGUGUUCCCCGGAGAAACUUGGUAAUCGCACCACAAACAACAACAACAUCCACAAUAAUAAUAACGAUACCAAUGCAAUAACUAGCGUUAAACGUAGAAUUAAGAACCGUCCACUUAGAAAUAAGUCAAGUCGAGGCAGUUCAAGUCACAGUGCCGAUCAUAAUCGUUUCAGUCAUCAAUUUUCGCUGUGCUGCAAAGUGGAUCGUAAGCCAAUGACUCCGCCGGUGAGUGUACGCUAUAAUUCACUGCCAGAUGCGGGUUGUUUGAAACGAGAGAAUCUCACAUUGAAUCUUGAGUCGAAUGCAAUGGAAGAACCCAUUUCGGAAUGUAAUAGUGCCCCAGAGACGCCAAUGAAUGGGAAGAUGUUGCAAUCGUUUAAUAACUCUCAUAGUUCGCCAUCGAAUUCGUCGGUGAAGAGUACACAGAGUGAGUGUAAUGUGCCGCGGUCGAUUGCAAUGACAGCGUGUAGAUCACGAUUGAGAUUAAAGUUGCUUCCACCGGGUAAGGAGUUGGUGAAUGAGUUGCAACAUAUGUCGUCACCGAAUAUAUCGACACAGCCUGUAGCUGGAGGUUUGGAGGAAAUCGCGGCGGCCGAGGGAGUUCGUUCCUGGUCACAUGAUAAUAUUCCAAUGCAACGAAUGGAGAAGCAACAAAUACAGUUACAGCAACAACAAAACCAACAGAAUAGUGGUAAUAGUGGUUCAGGAUUAGCCAGACAGGCAUUGAUGGCAGCACAGGUUUUGAGUUUGAUUCCAACUGAAAAAGCUAGAGAUAGGAGUUAUCUUGAUGGACGAUUAGGAUCUUCAACACUUUUGGGACCAAGUGAAUUGGAUAGAGUGUUGCCACACAAAGAAGUUACUAUAUUUGUUGGCACAUGGAAUAUGAACGGGCAGAGCCCACCAAAACAAAUGAAUGAUUUCGUAUUACCUGCGACCAUAGAAAAUGUUCCUGAUAUUGUUGUCGUUGGAACUCAGGAAACUUGCCCCGAACGUGUCGAAUGGGAAGUGACACUACAAGAAACCCUUGGACCAUCACAUGUGCUCUUUCAUUCAACCACUCUCGGAACUCUCCAUCUUGCCAUAUUUAUGCGACGUGAUCUUAUUUGGUAUUGCUCAGCACCCGAAGACGCCAGUAUGUCAGUGCGGCCUGGUACAGCAUUCCGUACAAAAGGCGCCAUAGCUAUAUCGUUUUGUUUAUUUGGAACCUCCAUGCUCUUUGUCACAUCCCACCUCACAGCCCAUCAGCAAAAAGUCAAAGAACGCGUAUCCGAUGUGAAAAGAAUAAUCCAUGCAUUAGAUUUGCCAAAGAAUCUACAGCUGCGACACAAGAACAAAGAUGUCACUCAGAAUUUCGAUAAUGUCUUUUGGUGUGGAGAUCUCAACUUUCGAUUAAGUGAACCUCGAGAGAAGCUACUCGAAUGGAUUCAGAAUACAAAAUUUCCGCUGCCAUCUCACUUGCCACAUGGUUAUAUGCACACUGAUCAGUUGUCGUCGGUAUUGGCUGAUGGAGCAGCAUUUCGUGGAUUUAUGGAGGCCAAUAUAACAUUUCCGCCAACUUAUAAGUAUGAUCCAGGCACGCAACAGUUUGAUACCUCUAGCAAACAACGUGCUCCAGCCUAUACGGAUCGCAUUCUGUACAAGUUUCGACAAACCCAAGGGCUGCAAAUGCGUAGAGCGAGUAAUUUUGCAGCCGCAGCUGGACAACCAGCGGCUCUGGUGGAGUGUCUUUCUUAUGAUUCAGUGCCUUCGAUAACAUCGUCGGACCAUAAACCCGUUUGGGCUCUCUUCAGGACCUCCAUUCGUGCCGGAACUGAUUCCAUUCCACUUGCUGCUGGAUUAUUCAAUCGUGAUAUCUACAUUCAGGGAAUGAAGCGUCGUCUAAAUAACCAGUAUUCUGGUUCCUCUGCUGUCUGCUCAGUACAAUAAUUUCCUCUAGCUAUCAUCUAUCUAUCUAUAAACUGUAGAUGUAGACCAUAUCUUUAGUCAAAAUGGCAUUCUAAUCAAAUCAGCGGGACAAAAAACUUAGAUUUUAAUUCGUAUUUUUUGUUUGUUUUUCUGUUAAUUUUCUAGUCGUAUGCGUUACUUAAAGUUUCGUAUGGUUGUGUGCUUUAAUGAAUAGGCCUUAAGUCAAUAUAGCUAAUUGCUAUGUUAGUAGACUAUCUCUCUUUUGAUUGUUAGUUCCAAAUAAAAUAAAAUAAAUUUAUGUUUAUAUUUAAUAAAUAAAAUAAAAUUAUAGAAUAAAUACCUAUAACAGAAUCUCUGUGACAAUGUUAAGAUAAAUAAAAUUUAAUUAAGUUAAAAUCUAAUAAUUUAAUUCUAGAUAGUAAAAUUAUUCUUAGAUAACGAAAAGACACAAACAACAAAAAACUAUGUUUUCUUGCGCUUUAGAUUUUAAGAUUGUUCGCUCUGUCCAAAAAAAAAAAAAAAAAAAAAACAAGAUAAAAAACAACGCUUCUUUUUUUACAAUUCUGUGGUAAAUGUAUAAAAAUUUAACGUUUGAAACGUUAAAUCCUCGGUUCGCACGAAUUAAAAGAAU